AUGAUUGCAAUUUCUUUUGCACUUCUUGGAUAUCAGUUAGCAUAUGCAUGCAAUUUUGCAAUGAUUACUCCAAUUAUGUCUCGUCUUAAUUUUCCAGAACACAUAAAGCCAAUCGUAUGGUGGGCCGCACCCAUCACAGAUUUGGUCGUACAGCCUAUCGUUGCUUACUAUUCAGAUCAAUCAUUUGCCAAAAUGGGUCGUCGAAGACCAUAUCUUAUUGUUGGUGGACUUGGAACAAGUUCCGGAUUUUUGAUGAUUUAUUUCUGUGAAAAAAUGGGACAGGCCAUUUCCAAAACAAAUGCACUAUUAUGGUCCCAAAUCAUCUUCUCAGCAGCUUUCGUUAUCAUGAAUAUUGCUCUUAACAUUCUACAAGGCCCUGCAAGAUCUUUAGUUGGAGAUGUUGUUCCUGUUCACCAGCAGAUCGUUGCAAACACAAUUGCAACUAUCAUGAAUGGCUGUGGAGCUAUUAUUGUGAACCUAGUUGGUGCUUUUGACAUUGGCAAUUAUAUUCCACAUUUCAAUAAUGAACAAUUCGUGUUCAUGGUUGGAAUGUCCCUCGUUUUCAUUGCAGUCCUCAUUACUAUUAUUUUCGCCCCAGAAGUUAGAUAUUCUGGUCCAAAAACAGAAAAGGGUCUUUGGACAGAGAUUUACAAGUCAUUCAGAUAUGCACCAAAGCUAGUUACUCGCGCUGCCGUCUGCUUUGGCCUCGCAUGGUGCGGUUUCUUCGAAUUUUUAGUCGAAGUAACUGAUUUCUUCGGCAGAGAAGUUUUCCACGGUAACCCCAACUCCAGCUGCUUGGAUGAUAAAAACAACUACACAAAGGGCGUCAAUUUCGGUAUGGGCUGUAUUGCUGCCACAUACGCAAUUUCUCUUAUGUAUGGAUUCGUCCAACCAUAUCUAAUCAGCAAGUUAGGUGCUAGAACCUGCUUUGCUGCAUCUCAAUUCAUCGAAGUUGCAAGUUUAAUUAUUUUCAAUUUUAUUUCAAACAAAUACGCAUUAUUCUGUUUGUUUGCCAUGCUUGGUGUCUCAUUCAUGGCUUUCAACUCAAUUCCAUUCGCUAUUGUCGCUAUGGCAGUUCCAGAACAAGAUAUGGGCAAAUUUAUGGCUGUAGUUAACUCCUGCGGUUGCGUUGGACAACAAACAGCCAAUAUUGUCAUCGGUUCUGGCAUUAUGUCGCUUCUCAAGUCAAUUAACUUCGCCAAACCAUACAAUAUCCAAAUUGCCUCUGGAGGCUUCUUCGCUUUACUUUCUGGCAUUCUCACAGUGAGAAUGAUCGUUCCAGGUGAGAAGCCAAAGGGUCUCAACAACACUCCUUUGCUCGAAGAAAAGGAGAAUUAA
Messenger RNA from Trichomonas vaginalis G3, 1338 nucleotides. RefSeq names its product major facilitator superfamily transporter. Gene Ontology annotation, biological process: transmembrane transport. Gene Ontology annotation, molecular function: sucrose:proton symporter activity. Lineage: Eukaryota; Parabasalia; Trichomonadida; Trichomonadidae. The transcript has a single exon. The record is from RefSeq and is a predicted model, not a curated record. Gene Ontology annotation, cellular component: membrane. The coding region runs from base 1 to 1338 and encodes 445 amino acids.